Molecule: messenger RNA, 7335 nt
Organism: Polyodon spathula (Mississippi paddlefish)
Lineage: Eukaryota; Metazoa; Chordata; Actinopteri; Acipenseriformes; Polyodontidae
Product: rap guanine nucleotide exchange factor 2-like
Biological process (GO): positive regulation of ERK1 and ERK2 cascade; small GTPase-mediated signal transduction
Molecular function (GO): guanyl-nucleotide exchange factor activity; protein binding
Source: RefSeq, a predicted model, not a curated record
UGUCAGUCACCAUGGUGGCACAAAGGAGCAAGCCAUGGAUGUUCACUCUUCUUAUUAAAUGAACUGAAAGCACCUUUUAACAUAUUUUGGGAUUUUAACACCAUAAUCAAGUGAACAUAAAGAGACAUGAUUUCAUCAAUUUUAUUGGAAACCAGUAUUUUUUUUCUUCAUUUAGAGGUAAUGCUGGCGAUUGUAGACUAGUCUUCCCGGCUUAAAACCCCUUUUAAAAUUAUUAUUAAGAUGAGUUUUAAUUUGUUUUUUUAAGUGAUCACAGAACCACUUUUUUCCGAUUUUCCAGACAGAACAUUACAGCGAACAAGUCAGAAGGAAACGUCUCCUGGCAGAUUCCGAGUUUGUCCUCUGGGAUUGGAAUCGAAAUAGAAAAGAAACCCCGGCGCUCUCCGUGGCCUGGGGACAGAUAAUCUUGUUGUGGAUUUUUAAAAACGUUUUUAGUGAGUAAAAAGAUUGGAAAAUAGGACUGGAUAGGUGUCGUCUGAAUUUAUUAGAACUACACGAUCCAUUUUUUUUAUCUAAGAAUUUUGUAUUCUUUACGAUGAGAAUGGCUUCCUACGUGGACAACAGUUUCAGACAGGCGGUGAUGAAAAACCCGGCCGAACGGACGCAACAGGAUUUGGAAAUAGUGUAUUCGUACCUACAUGGAAUGGAAGCAUUGUCUAACCUAAGAGAACAUCAGCUAAGGUUAAUGUGUGAAACUGUAAGAUAUGAAAGACACGAAGCAAACGAAGUGCUAUACUACCCGGAUGACAUUGGUACCUGUUGGUAUAUCCUACUGUCUGGUUCAGUAUUCAUCAAAGAAUCCAUGUUUUUGCCAAGAAGCAGUUUUGGCAAGCGCUCUGCAGGAAGCCUUAGUAGACGCGGUUGUGAAUGCAUUGUGUUGGAGCCUUCUGAAAUGAUUGUGGUGGACUAUAUGGAUGAAAAUGAGGAAUAUUUUCAGCGGCAAGCAUCUCACAGGCAGUCUCGCAGGAGAUUUCGGAAAAUUAACCCGAAAGGAGAGAGACAAACAAUUAUUGACACAGUGGAUCCAUACCCUGUUGGGAAGCCGCCGUUACCUAGAGGAUACCACACGGAAUGCACUAAACCUCAGCUCCCUGCAGAUUUCACCAAGCUCCACAUCACUGACAGCCUCCAUCCGCAGGUGAUGCACGUGUCCUCCAGUCAUUCAGGAUGUAGCAUUACAAGCGACUCUGGGAGUAGCAGUCUAUCCGAUAUUUACCAGGCCACAGAGAGCGAGGCCGGGGAGAUGGAUCUGAGUGGGCUGCCCGAAACAGCAGUGGACUCUGAGGAGGAUGACGAUGAGGAGGAUAUUGAACGUGCUUCAGACCCUCUGAUGAGUCGGGAUAUUGUCCGUGACUGCCUUGAGAAGGACCCCAUGGACCGGACUGACGAUGACAUUGAACAAUUACUGGAAUUCAUGCAUCAGCUGCCUGCAUUUGCCAACAUGACAAUGUCCGUGCGGAGAGAGCUGUGUGCGGUGAUGGUGUUUGCAGUGGUAGAGCGAGCCGGAACAAUAGUGCUCAAUGACGGGGAAGAGCUGGACUCGUGGUCAGUGAUUUUGAAUGGGUCUGUGGAAGUGACGUACCACGAUGGGCAUACAGAGAUCCUGUGUAUGGGGAACAGCUUUGGGGUUUCCCCUACAAUGGAGAAAGAGUUCAUGAAAGGAGUGAUGAGAACCAAAGUGGAUGAUUGCCAGUUUGUUUGCAUAGCCCAGCAGGAAUACUGCUGCAUUCUCAAUCAGGUAGAGAAGAACAUGCAGAAGGUAGAGGAGGAGGGAGAGAUUGUGAUGGUGAAGGAGCACCGGGAGCUUGAUCGCACUGGGACCAGGAAAGGACACAUUGUCAUCAAGGGGACAACAGAAAGGCUGACAAUGCAUCUGGUUGAGGAGCACUCUGUGGUGGAUCCCACAUUCAUUGAAGACUUUCUCCUGACAUACAGGAUCUUUCUCUCCAGCCCAAUGAUUGUAGGCAAGAAGCUGCUGGAGUGGUUUAAUGACCCUAGCCUCAGGGACAAGGUUACACGGGUAGUGUUGCUGUGGGUAAACAAUCACUUCAAUGACUUUGAAGGAGACCCCGCCAUGACUCACUUUCUUGAAGAAUUUGAAAACAAUUUAGAAAGAGAGAAAAUGUGUGGACAUCUAAGACUGUUAAAUAUUGCCUGUGCUGCUAAAGCCAAACGAAGACUAGUAACCCUAACUAAACCUUCCAGGGAGGCCCCUUUGCCCUUCACCCUUUUGGGAGGGUCAGAGAAACGGUUUGGAAUCUUCAUAGAUAGUGUAGAAACUGGGAGCAAAGCUGCUGAAGCUGGAAUAAAACGUGGUGACCAGGUUUCUUUUAACUUUUCAUUCAGUUCUGCUAGAAAAUGCAGUUCAGCUCUAAAGGACCUGGUUAAAACACCCUGUGCUCUAAAAUUGGCAUACAUUGGAGACCUGAUGACAAGACCAAUAUUACCAGAUUGCACCUGCUGCUGUCAAGGCCUGGAUCAAUUUUUAGUUUUAAAUGCAGCAGGCACAGGGCUGCCAAGAAUAACCUCUGAGAUCAGCGUGAUAGAUUUGGUGCCAUCUCUCACUGAAAAAGAAACCCCAGAAGCCAGCAUUGUGCAGUCUGUGACAACUUUGUUGGUUAUUGUUACAGUAUUUAAAGAGCUUUUAGCAAGGCCAGCUGAGGAAAAGAAGAAUGGUGCUCCCCAUCUACCCAAGAUUGGUGAUAUUAAAAAAACAAGUCGCUACUCAAUCCCGGACCUGGCUGUGGAUGUUGAGCAGGUGAUCGGCCUCGAAAAAGCCAACAAGAAGGCUAAGGCCAACACUGUAGGAGGAAGGAACAAGCUGAAGAAAAUACUUGACAAGACUCGCAUCAGCAUUCUACCCCAGAAACCAUACAAUGACAUUGGCCUUGGCCACUCUCAGGAUGACAGCAUCGUGGGGCUAAGGCAGUCAAAGCACAUCCCCACUACAUUGCCUGUGAGUGGGACCUUAUCUUCCAGCAACCCUGAUCUGUUACAGUCUCAUCACCGCAUUCUGGAUUUCAACAAUCCUCCAGAUUUACCAGACCAGGUCCUGCGGGUUUUCAAGGCAGACCAGCAGAGCCGCUAUAUCAUAAUCAGCAAAGACACAACUGCCAUGGAAGUCGUGGUCCAAGCUAUCCGGGAGUUUGCACUGACCGCAGCCCCCGAGGCCUACUCUCUAUGUGAAGUCUCAGUCACCCCAGAAGGUGUCAUCAAGCAAAGGCGGCUUCCGGAUCAGCUCUCCAAACUGGCAGACAGAAUACAGCUAAGUGGAAGGUAUUACCUGAAGAACAACAUGGAGACGGAGACUCUGUGCUCAGACGAGGAUGCCCAGGACCUGCUGCGGGAGAGCCAGAUUUCGGUGCUGCAGCUCAGCACAGUGGAAGUGGCCACACAGCUCUCCAUGAGGAACUUUGAGCUGUUCCGCAACAUCGAGCCCACCGAGUACAUGGACGACCUUUUCAAGCUCAAGUCCAAGACCGGCUCGGCGAACCUCAAGAAGUUCGAGGAGGUCAUCAACCAGGAAACGUUCUGGGUGGCCACGGAGAUCGUGAGGGAACAAAACCAGCUCAAGAGGAUGAAGAUCAUCAAGCACUUCAUCAAGAUCGCCCUGCACUGCAGAGAGUGCAAGAACUUCAACUCCAUGUUUGCAAUCAUCAGUGGAUUAAACUUGGCUCCAGUAUCAAGGUUGCGUGGUACCUGGGAGAAGCUUCCUAGUAAAUAUGAGAAGCUGUUUCAAGACCUGCAGGAUCUCUUUGACCCCUCCAGGAACAUGGCAAAAUAUCGCAAUGUCCUCAACAGCCAGAAUCUGCAGCCUCCCAUUAUUCCUCUCUUUCCUGUCAUAAAAAAGGAUCUCACAUUCCUGCAUGAAGGCAAUGACUCCAAAGUGGAUGGUUUGGUGAAUUUUGAGAAGCUAAGAAUGAUAGCAAAAGAGAUACGUCAUGUUGGCCGAAUGGCUUCUGUUAACAUGGAUCCUGCUCUGAUGUUCAGGACGAGGAAGAAGAAAUGGAGGAGUCUUGGAUCUCUCAGCCAGGGAACCACCAACUCUGCCGUGUUGGAUGUGGUCCAGACCGGAGGGCACAAAAAACGUGUGCGUCGAAGCUCUUUCCUCAAUGCGAAGAAGCUGUACGAGGAUGCCCAGAUGGCCCGCAAGGUCAAGCAAUACCUGUCAAACCUGAUUCUGGAUACAAAUGAAGAAAACCUUCAGACCAUCUCCUUGCAGUGUGAGCCUUCCACCAACACAUUGCCUAAGUGUGGAGACAAAAAGGGUGGGAAGCCAGACACAUCUCCUGUAGUUCCCAGAGCUGUAAGUCAGCAGAAACAGCAGCAGCAUCAACAGAAAGGAAAUCAGGCACUUCAGGUCCCUGCUGUUUCACUCUAUCCUUCUCGCAAGAAAGUACCGGUCAAGGAUCUACCACCAUUUGGUACCAGUUCACCUCAAGCCUUGAAGAAAAUCCUGGCCUUGUCAGAAGAAGUAGGUGACCGACAUAAAAAGCAACCAGAGGACACCAUAUCAAAUGCUUCUUCCCCUCCCACAUCCCCUCAAAGCUCACCUAGGAAGGGUGGCAGUCAGCUGAGAUCUCACGGCUCCAGGCAGUCAGACCUAACCGGCUCCUCCUUUUUCCCGGGAAGUGAGAACAGUAACAGGAAUAACAAUGCACUGCGGACCUAUGGGAUAGGUUAUACGUUGGCGCCAAGUGGAACUGUGGACAAUUUUUCAGAUUCAGGUCAUAGUGAAAUUUCAUCCCGUUCCAGUAUUGUUAGUAACUCUUCCUUUGACUUGAUGCCGGGUCCCAUGCAUGACGACAAGAGACAGAGGCACUCUGUCAGUGUUGUGGAUUCCAGCCUGGGUGUGGGGAAAAUGGAAAGAAGAGCCACUAUAGAUCCUGAUCAAUACAGCCUUGGUUCAUAUGCAUUGAUGCAAGAGGGACGGAAUCUGUAUCCUGGUGCUACAGUCCUCUCUUCCCCGAGUUCAGAAGAACUUACCCAGGACCAGGGGGACCGAGCCUCGCUUGAUGCAGCAGACAGCGGUCGAGGAAGCUGGACUUCAUGUUCAAGUGGAUCACAUGACAAUAUACAAACCAUACAACACCAGAGGAGCUGGGAAACGCUGGCUUUUGGGCAUCCUCAUUUUGACAACUUGGCAGAAGGGGCUGGACUUUGGGCCUCAGGCUGUCAAAUGGACCAGAUGAUGUACUCAGACCCCAGCUCUAAGCUGAGCCGAAACAGCCAGGAUCACGGACAAGGCAGAGGGAGCUGGGCAUCCUCCACCGGCUACUGGGGGGAAGACUCUGAGGGGGACACUGGAACAAUAAAGAGGAGGGGUGGGAAAGAUGUUAACGCUGAUGCUGAAACAAGCAGCAUUACAACUUACAGUGAAGACACAGAAAUACACAGUAGACCUGGUCAUAUAACUGUGCCAUCUGGCACAGCAAAAAGUCUUAUUGCACGGAAGGAAGGCAGGUAUCGUGAACCUCCACCGACACCGCCAGGCUAUACUGCAUUGACAAUUUCAGACUUUCCAGAAGGCCAGGCACACCCAGGAAGGAAGCCUCCCGAUUACAAUGUAGCACUACAGCGGUCACGGAUGGUGACACGCCCCAGUGACUCUCAACAAACGCACAGUCACCCAGGCACCAGGCCAGGGAGCCGACCACAAUGGCACAAACCAAACGAAGCAGACCCACGGCUAUCUCGCUUCCAGUCCCAAGGGUUCUCGGCUGAGGAGGAGGAUGAUGAUGAACAGGUUUCUGCAGUCUGACAGCCCCCCUCUUGGAUAUUGUUUCCAGUGAUGCAAGCCACCCAAUUGGAGAGCACAACAGGCACUGGAGCCCCGGACCUCCUUCAUUAGUUUGGUGGAUGCCACUCGCCUCCUUCCCUGCCUUAAAGCAGCAUGGGGCAUUGUGUUCCCCUGCAUGUGAAAUACUGUGAAGAAAAUGCCUUGGCACUUUGGAAAACUGUGUCGCUUGAAAAUGAACAGCGCAGUAAGAAAACAAACUACCACUGUCACUGUCCACAAGGCCCAUUCCAAGACCCCCCUCCCUGUUUACACUUCACCAAAAUUCAUCACGCUUUGGCUGCACUUUUUGUAAACAUUCUCUGCCUAUAAUGGUUUUACAGCUUCCUCUGAGAUUUUUUUAAAUGGUGGCACUCUGAAUCAAGACAAGGUCAUGCUAUUGGCACAAACUACAAACAAGGACACAGUGAUUAUCAUUCUGAUUUUAACUAGUUUUUUUAUGUUAGUUUUAUGUGUUGUGCUUAGAGAACAAAUGUGUUUAAGUCUCCAUAAUACAGUAUUAUUUUACACAUUAAGUUAUAUAUUUUUUAAUUUUAGGGUUUCUUCUUUGUUGUAAUAUUAUAAAUAAACUGGAUGAUAUUGCAGUGAAAGGCAGCUUCAGAUCUUGCAUCAAAACUAGCUAAAAUGUAGCUUUUUAAUUCUUGUGUACUAUGUCAGAUUAAGGAGCAAACAAGUCUUUUCUUAGGACAGAUUCAGUACUGUGUAACAGUGUUUGCAAUGCUGAACUGAUAGUUGCUACAGUAGACCAAGCUGCAUGUCAAAUAAAGGCUGGCAUAAAACAACCUGCUCUCUGCUGCUAUUUAACCCCUGUUUUUAAUGACUGAAGUACAACAGAAUUUGUGUUGUGUUGUCGUUGCACAGACUCCAGUAAAACUGAAGGCUGCCAAUGUGGUUAGUACUCAAAUGUGAGGAACUGCUAGUCUUGUAAUUUUAUUAUUAUUAUUAUUAUCUCAGCUGAUCAUAUUGAUCAGUAGGUGAAGUUAUAGAUUCAACUAAAAAGAGAUUGCAGUGUUUUUUCACUGUAUUGUAUAACAUCAGUGCUUUAUUUAAUGUUUUGCUCUCCCAAGAAAUCAUGUAUUUUUUUUGCUUUUUCACUUUGCUGAUAUAUCAAAUUGUUAAUUAUGCAUUUGUAAUUUAACAGUAAUAUGCAUUAAUCAGUUUCAUUAUAUAGUUGAUGGAGACUGUGUGCAUAUAGGCAGGCAUAAUACUAGUUCUAAUACAAGUUGCACAAAAACAUAUAAGCAUUAGGUAAUUGUAGUACAUAGAACUGCUAAUGUCAGUUCGAUCUGUGAUGUCAAGUGCAAAAUGUACAUUUAACUGGUGGUUUCCUCAUACUUUUGAUACUACUUGUACCUGUAUGUCUUUUAGAAAGACAAUUGGUGGAGUCUGUAUCCCUUUUUUGUAUUUUUAAUACAACAAUUGUAAAUAUUGGUUAUAUUUUUGUUGAAAAUGGUAGAAAUGUUUAUGCCUCAACAUCCAGUUUAUAUAAAGCUGGGAAUCAAUAAAUAUUACAAAAAUCA